AUGCGUUAUCUGGCUGCAUACUUACUAUGUCAGUUGGGUGGUAAGGAAAAUCCCACUGAAAAUGACAUAAAAACUGUGUUAAACUCCGUUGGGAUUGAACAUGAUUCUGGAAGACUUGGAGCACUUAUGACUUCCAUAUCCGGCAAAGACGUACAAAAGUUGAUUGUAGAAGGAUCUACAAAGUUGUCAUCUGUCCCGCUAGCCGGUGCUGGAGUUGCCGCUCCAACCCAAGCUGCUGCAGCUGCUCCAGGUAAAGCUGAGGCACCAAAAGUAGACAGUAAACCUGCGAAGGAGGAAGUAAAAGAAGAGUCGGAGUCAGAAGAGGACAUGGGCUUCGGACUGUUUGAUUAA
Messenger RNA from Heterobilharzia americana, 351 nucleotides. The record is from the annotation of a GenBank genome assembly. NCBI's taxonomy places the organism in Eukaryota, Metazoa, Platyhelminthes, Trematoda, Strigeidida, Schistosomatidae.